GCCAAAGAUUCGAUUUCGCUCGCAGCGCGCGGCUUUGACUCGAAGGCCACAGACACUCUGACCAUCUGGCACGUCGAAGAGGUCGAUGCAAUGACAAUGGGGGCGCUCAGAUCAGAGCUUGCAGCUCGCAAGCUGAGCGACAAAGGCGCCAAGGCAGUAUUGAUCUCUCGACUGUUUGAGAGCAUCGCGCAAGACGUUCCAGCACAGAACAAAAGCCACUAGAGCGCGAACUUCCAAUGGAAAUCAAACGAAUCAUUGCGGAUCAAGUGUCAUACGACGAUCGACUGCUUGAUCUGCUUUCCCUUGAGCAGGUCUCGAGAUCGUGGCGCCAGGCAAUCUAUGGCGAUACACUUGGAUGGAAAGCUCGGGCAGAUCGCUGGGGCUACAAUCCAAAAUACCGCAGAACGGCAGCCAAAGAGGGUUUGACCAAGCAGACCUGGCGAAGCACCGCUCUCGAUGUCUACCGCCGGCGCUGCCAAGCAUGCCACACGACGGGCAAUUACGACGGGGUACACUUUCCUUUCGAGCUUCGAAAGGAUGCAGAACCGAUCGGUAUGACAGUUUGCCCUAGGCAUGUGUCGACCAGGAAUGCGUCUUGGAGCAAGUAUCAUCUGGUGCAUGCUGCAUGGCCUUACAAGCAUAUGGCCAACCUCAGACAUGUGAACGACUUCAAGCGCUAUCCUACUGGCCGUCGAAUGUACUAUGACAGCGACGCAAGAUUCAACAGAAUGUACGCUAAGACACAAGUCGAAGCUCUGCAGGCGGCCUUUGAGACCCGGCAGCGUAGCCGUAUACUCGCAAUCAUGCCCGAUGCUCAGAGAGUUUUUGACAUUACCGACCGGCUUCGCCAAAGUCCCGCGAUCGAUGGCGAUCUACAACAGAGGUAUCGUGACAUCCUCAGUUCGGAUACCGUCAGCCGGUUGGAAGCCGAGAGCCUGCUGGCUACGGCUACGAUCCGACCAAGGCAGCAGACAGUAUUGCAAUCAGCGGACGCCACGGUAAUCACAAGACAGCUCACACAAGAAGCUUGGACCGCAACGAGUCGUUCGCCAGCUGCAGAACGCUUCAAGGAACUGUAUGCUUGUUGCUUGCACGCGCUAGACAAGCAAGCACGCUAUGAGGCUCUGCAGCGCUAUCACACCGUCAGGUAUGGUGACGAGGGUCGCAGGUCGUUCAACGCCGUCUGGGACCGCGAUCAUGCUACGUAUCAAGGCCACAAGUUGGACAGCAGGGACAUAACCUAUCGUACCGACCUUCUAUCUGAGCAACAUAGCAUGUUACGCGAUUACUGCGUCGAGCAACAAGGUGGCACCGUCGAAAUGCUGGCUAAUGAAACUCCAGAGCGCCAGAGCUGGUCCGACCUUCGCCCAAGCGAGAUCGCGCUCAUCUACAAACACUACUAUGUCUUAAAAUGAAGGCCAGAGAUGCAUCAUUUGGACUUGGCGUUCAGAUUGGAAGCCACAAUGCCAGAGUUCGAAUCGCGAACCUCGAGCGUUAUUGUGUUGCAGACCGUGUACUCU
Mixia osmundae IAM 14324 is the source of this 1520-nucleotide messenger RNA. RefSeq lists its product as uncharacterized. Lineage: Eukaryota; Fungi; Basidiomycota; Mixiomycetes; Mixiales; Mixiaceae. The coding region runs from base 237 to 1415 and encodes 392 amino acids. The record is from RefSeq and is a predicted model, not a curated record. The transcript has 2 exons.